Molecule: messenger RNA, 522 nt
Organism: Phragmites australis (common reed)
Lineage: Eukaryota; Viridiplantae; Streptophyta; Magnoliopsida; Poales; Poaceae
Exons: 1
Coding region: 1-522 (173 amino acids)
Source: RefSeq, a predicted model, not a curated record
AUGCCCUCUGCUGUUCGCUCUGCUGAACGCAACAGUGUACUGAAAAGCUUAGCGCUGUUCCUCGCAGGUGACCACGAGUACAUCGACGUGGUCGUGGCGGGUGAGGACGGCGCGUGCCCGGCCACCUCCUCCAGGCUAGUCGUCGACAUCGAUUUCCGGUCCCAGUUCCAGGUGGCUAGACCGGCCCCAUGGUACGCCCGCCUGUGGAGCCGGCUGCCUCCCGUGUUCGUGGGCCCGCGGGGGAAGCUGCGCAAGGCGGUGUCCCUGCUCUGUGCGGCGGCGCAGCGGUCGCUGCGGGAGAGCGGCCUGCAGGUCCCGCCGUGGCGGAGGUCCAGCUACAUGCACGCCAAGUGGCUCCCCUGCGGCGUGGCGCUGCCCGCCGCCGCGGGAGCCCCCGCGGCCCAGUGGUCUAUGGGGAACGGGCGGAGCGGCGUGUCCUGGAGGUCAAGCGGCCUCUCCAUGGAGCUGUCCGGCUCCGGCGCUGAGGUGAACGGCUGCCAAGCUGGGGCCAUCUGGGCGUAG